Molecule: messenger RNA, 2058 nt
Organism: Parastagonospora nodorum SN15
Lineage: Eukaryota; Fungi; Ascomycota; Dothideomycetes; Pleosporales; Phaeosphaeriaceae
Exons: 2
Coding region: 1-2058 (685 amino acids)
Biological process (GO): regulation of DNA-templated transcription
Molecular function (GO): DNA-binding transcription factor activity, RNA polymerase II-specific; zinc ion binding
Source: RefSeq, a predicted model, not a curated record
AUGCAAGCUUCCGACAUGAUGCUGGAGCCCCGGGCUUCCAGCGCACAGCGCUACCCUGAGUCCGUCGAGGAGCUCAUUGCGGGCCAGCAGCAUACAGCCAGAGAGCCAACAUCCGAGUAUGAAAUGAUUCCACAGGGACACGAUUCGAGCAUGAUGGAUGUCUACCCUAGCACGGAGACGUCCUCGGCGCACGAUUCGCUGUCGCCCACAAAGCAGGUCCAGCCCAAGCACGUUAGCUUCGAGCUGUUGCUUCCCCAGUCUCCACAGCACAGGGCCCGUCUGCCCAUGCGGGUGAACAUCUACCCUCAUGAUACGACAGACUCGAUCAUUACUACUGUCAAGAACUUCUACGGCCUCUAUGAGCGAAGAGGCGUCAUAUUCGAGGAUCGCCAUGGCACCAUUCUCAUUGCCAGGUUUGAGAACUUCGAACAUGGCAUGGUAGUCUACGUGCGAGUCUCAGCCGAAGAUCCCGAUGUGGAAGACUACUCUCCCGAUCCUCGCCAGCCAACAGUGUCCCCACGUCGUCCUCGCCCGCACCUAGAUGAGGCGUUUCAAAUGCUUCCACCUGUUAUAUACAACCAAGGUGGUGCUCGGGCUGACCUCCGCAACGAGCGCCGAACUCACUCUCCUCAGCCUCGAGGAAGGAGAAGCGCUUCUGCCAGCACUCAUGCCAGGCGCAACCGACCAAGUGCGAAGAGUCGGGGUAACAGCAUGCAUGGCAGUUUCGCCGAGGAGAACGGUGAUGUCUACAGCGAUAGUGACGGUGGGGAUGGCUCUGUCACCAGCUCUCGUCGCUCAAAGAAGGAGCCUCUAGCGAGCGCUGAUAUCAGCGUCGACAACAUUGUCGAGGGUGGCCGCCGCAAGAGAGCGAAGUUUGACAGCUCGUGGCGCCUUUUUCAGGAGCUGCCUUUGUUCGUACCUCCUCAGGUUCCGAUGACCGCCUCGCAAUCGUCCGUCUCUCCUCAACGUCGCGUCAGCGGAAACAUGGCAGGAUCGCCCUACUCCAUGAGCAACCAGCAGACAUUCUCCUACCAGCAUCCUCUACCCUCGCCUCAAAGCUAUGGGCAGAUGGACAGCUCGUAUAUGCAUGGACUGGCCACACCAUACUCUGCGUCGAGCGUUUCCGCGCAAGGUCAAAAGUCGCGCAACCGUGGUUCUGGACAAUUUGGCCAGUAUCGGUACUCUGGCAGCAAUGGAGUCCUGCCGACUCCUGAGCACACGCACCUUGCAAGCAUCAGCGUAAUAUCUGACGAGGAUGUUGCACGCCAGCUCAUGCGCCUAGGUGAUGCGUCCAACUUCUCUACACAUGGGCGAACUUCCACCUCUACCCUUGAUGACGCCUUCAGUGGCAAGGCUGAUGCUGCAUCCUCCAGCGAGGACUCGGAUGACGGGAGCGAUGAUGGUGGGGAGCUUCCUCCUCUUCAAUACAACAUGGGACGCAUGGACCACGUCGCGCCUGUUGAGUAUUCUGGAGAGAGCAGUGAUGAUUAUGAAGACAACAGAGACGGAUCGUUCAAGGGUGAGAGUGACGAGAUGGUGCCAGACGAGCACAGCCACCGCAUCCAGACUGGUGUCGUCAAAGCUCGCUCAUCGGUUUCCAGCAAGUCCAGCAAGCCCAAACAUCGAGCACACUCGAAGAGCAAGACAAAGGUCAAUGGCACCAGCAAGCCACCAAUGUCUCCAACCUCAUUGCCAACACAGUCCCGCAAGACGUCGAGUGCCUCUAUCAACUUCCAGCACCAGCUCGGGGUUGAUGAGGAGGACUUAUCAAGCAAGCCUCGCUGUCAGCGAUGCCGCAAGAGCAAGAAGGGCUGUGACCGUCAGCGACCUUGCCAGCGAUGCAAGGACGCCGGUAUCGGUGCUGAUGGCUGCGUGAGCGAAGACGAGGGUAACGGCAGGAAGGGACGCUAUGGACGCCAUAUGGGCGUCUCUGUCAAGAAGCCAUCGUCGAACUCGAUGGCACCACCACCGAUGCACGACUUCAGCAUGCCUAUUGAUGCCGCUCACCCUGGUCUCACCGCCAGCUCCAUGGACAAGAGCAAGAAGCGCAAGAGGUAA